This is a messenger RNA of Schistocerca nitens (vagrant locust), 5120 nucleotides long. It is a transcript of the gene CycT, whose product is annotated as cyclin-T. The record is from RefSeq and is a predicted model, not a curated record. The transcript is spliced from 9 exons. Gene Ontology annotation, cellular component: nucleus; cyclin/CDK positive transcription elongation factor complex. Lineage: Eukaryota; Metazoa; Arthropoda; Insecta; Orthoptera; Acrididae. Bases 201 to 4574 code for a protein of 1457 amino acids. Gene Ontology annotation, biological process: positive regulation of DNA-templated transcription, elongation; regulation of transcription by RNA polymerase II. Gene Ontology annotation, molecular function: cyclin-dependent protein serine/threonine kinase activator activity.
GUGUGCGUGUGUUUUGGGCGCAAGGUAGCAAUGUUGUAUUAGUUGUUUGGUGCAAAACAGUAUAUCAGACAUGAAUUCAACUGUAUCAUGUAUUGUGUUCAGCUUUUAUGUGAAAGUGCCGUCAUGCAGGACAAAAAAUGAUUUGCUUUGACGAAGAAGAAUUUGCGUAAAUGUUAUGAAAUCUGGUUAAUAGUACCGCAAUGGCGGACGAAAAGUGGUAUUUUUCUAAAGAGCAACUAGGAAACACACCAAGCAGACGAUGUGGAUAUGAUAUGGACAAAGAAUUAUCGUAUAGACAACAAGCAGCGAACUUUAUUCAGGAUAUGGGUCAAAGGCUGCUUGUUACCCAACUAUGCAUCAAUACAGCAAUUGUAUACAUGCACCGUUUCUAUGUGUUUCACUCAUUCACGCAUUUUCACCGCAAUGCAAUGGCUGCUGCAUCAUUGUUUUUGGCAGCAAAAGUGGAAGAACAGCCAAGGAAGCUGGAACAUGUUAUUAAAGUGGCACACAUGUGUUUGCACAGAGACCAUCAGCAACCAUUGGAUACCAAAUCUGAGCAAUAUAUGGAGCAAGCUCACGAGUUGGUGUUCAAUGAAAAUGUGUUACUGCAAACUCUUGGAUUUGACGUAGCAAUUGAUCAUCCUCAUACACAUGUUGUUCGUUGCUGUCAUAUGGUCAGAGCCAGUAAAGAUCUUGCACAAACAUCAUACUUCAUGGCUUCUAACAGUCUCCAUUUGACAACGAUGUGCCUUCAAUACAAACCAACUGUUGUGGCGUGUUUCUGUAUUCACUUGGCUUGCAAGUGGUCAAAUUGGGAGAUACCUCAAUCAAAUGAAGGAAAAGAUUGGUUUUGGUAUGUGGACAAAACUGUCAGUCUUGAUCAGUUGGAACAGCUGACAGCAGAAUUUUUAAUAAUUUUUGACAAAUGUCCAACAAAACUGAAACGGAAGAUAAUGAGUAUCAGUGCUUCUCAAACAGCACCAAUUCCGCCGACUAUGGGAGGCUCCCUUUUCGAUUCAGAACCUCGGAAAGUCAAGCCAUCUGAAGGAGCCAACCCAGCAGGAGAGGGUCUUGGUUUCCAGCAGUAUGGCCAAGCAGAGCUUAAACAUGCAUAUAAUGCAAUUAAAGAGGAGAACAAAAAUUCUACAGCCACAUUUCCGCCAGUGACUGGAGGUGGAACCAAGCACGCAGAGGUACAGUCACGUGAAACUAACUGGGAUCAUCGGGAGAAACGUGACCGUGACCGUGAUCGAGAAAGAGACAGGGACCGUGACCGUGACCGUGAAAAACAGGACAGAGAUAAGAGUGGGACAUCAACGAACAGGGAAGUUCCUCAUCACCACCACCACCAUCACCACCACCACCACCACACCAGCAACAGUGGAGGAUCUUUGGCACCGUCAUCAAAUGGCCCCCAUCACAACAAGUCAAGCUCAAAUCAGGCUCUGUCAUCUCAGUCACAUCAUCCGAAGCAGGUGUCUUCACGGAAUGAUGUUCCCAUACGACAGUCUACAUCUUCAGCACGUGAUGCAGCACGUCGUGAACAAGCCCACAGCAGGGAAAGUUCAAAGCGGGAUGUGUCUGUAAGAGGUACAAGUGAACACAAGUUCAUACAACCAUCUCGGCAUGAAACCUCAGAGACAAGAAUGCAUAAUACCUCACUACCCCAGGAGCUGCCAGUAUCGUCAGCUAGUCAUAUUAAAAAAGAACCACGUUGUAUUGAGCUGACAGCAGAGUCGGUUGUUCAAGGAAAUGAAGCGGAUGAUAUUAGAUCAUCAGUUUCUGAUAGUAAGCAUUCUAGUAACACAUCAUUAUUUGCAAACUCGUCAAAAGAUGGGAUGAUGGCUAUGUCGACAGAAAGUAAAAAUAUUCAGGCAGAACAUUCAAAAUAUACCCAGAAUACAGAUGCUAUGAGACACAGGGGUUCAAAUGAAAACAAAAACAUUCUCAAUUUGGUUCACAGUAGUGGUGAUGUACGUGUUAAGGAACUAAUGAGAGCUGCUGGUCCAGCUGAUAGUGAUUUGUCUUCAAAUAUGUGGCAAGGUCCGUCACAGAAGAGUCACAGUGAUGCAGCUUCAGAUCAGCACAAACAUCAACACAGUCACAAACAUUCUGGAUCUGAUAGCAAACAUCGUAGAUCUAAUUUCACUGAUUCACACAGCACUAUUGCUGACAUGUCAGAGCGAAGAGCAGAUGGCAGGAACAGUUCUGAAGCGUCAAAAUCCAAUAUUCUUGCUUCUCAGCCAGGAAAAAGUGAUGUGAGAACAGAGCUUAAAGGUGAUCGUAAGUUGGAAAUGCCUUGUGAUGUGAAGUAUGAAAGACCGGAAAGGUGUGAACCUAAACAGGAACAGACACAGAAUAGAGAUGACCACAAUGAAGACACUGUAACAAUAGCACCAACUAAAAAUGUAUCUUCAAAAUCACAGCAAAGUUCUGCUUCAGUUAGUUAUAGCUCAGAGAAGUCUAGUCACAAAACUCACCACAGAUCCUCAAGUCAUACAUCUCGAGAAAAAUCAUUGUCUGGGCAACUUCAGGUACAUUCUCAUGGACAGGGUACAUCCCCAGGCAAGAGCCAGAAAUCUCUCUUAAAAGUGAAAUCGAGUGGACAUUCGUCCAGCAAUAAAGCAGAUACAUUGCAGGUACCGAGCAUUAGUGUUAGUCAUUCCUCUAGCCGAGUGGAUGUGUCAUCCGCGUCUUCUCAGGUUUCAAGUGGAAAAAAUGAUCAGUUCGCAGUUAAUGGUCUUCCUGUUGCAGUUUCUGGAGAAAGUAAAAAGAGGAGGUCUGAGAAAGAUGUGUCACCAUCAAAACUGUUACAGGUUGAACAUGAAACUGAAACAGUUAAGCAUAGUCCAUCAAAUUUGUCCACUCCCAGCAAGCAGUUAGGAGGAACCUCUCAGAAGACACACAGUUCAGAGAAAACCACACCAACAAGAGAAACGCCGCACACGCCUCGUGUGGCGAAAUCCAAGCAGCGUACACCAUCAUCUGCAAGAAAAGUUCCUUCACAGCCACCUGAUACUACUCAGAUACAUUUUGGGUCGCCACCUCUAGUUGCCCCAAGCACUCCUGGAAAGAGUAUCUCAUCGGGACCCUCAAAUCAAAGCCAUAACCGUAACAGAACAAGUAGUUCGAGCAGUGAGCCUGAAUUAGUGCCAGUGGUUAAGAAGCUAGACGAGAUAGCAGGUUAUGAGAACAUAAUCAGAGAAGCCAAGAUGGGAAUUAAACUACCGGGUAAAGCAUCAGAGGCAACUCAGUCAGUUCGUGAAAAGAAGAAAGAUGAAAGUGGAAUGAAAGCUACAUCUAAGAGUAUGCCUGCAUCGAAGGAUGCAAAACCUACAAAUAUUGUUCGACAGUUUCCUAGUCACAUGGUGGCAGAGUCACAAAAACCAUCUAUUACUAGUGAUUUGGGAGCAAUAGCAUUUCCAUCACCAGCAGCAGAAAGUGGUAGUGGUUUCUCUGGUUCACUUAUCCAUGAACUUAAUCUUAACAAUAACAACAUGUUAGAUGUUGUAACAUUGCUCGAUGUUCCGUAUGAGAAGACUGUGACACUGACUUCAGAAGGGAACCACGUCGACACUCCUGUAACAUCUGAAGCGACUGAUGCCGAUGACUCAUUGUUAAAAAAGGUGUCGGAACAUCAUAGAAGUGACAAAAAGAAGAAAAAAGAAAAGCACAAACAUAAAGAUAAAAGAGAUGAGAAAAAACAUAAAAGUAAACACAAAAGUAAAGAUAAAGAACGCUACAAAGUGGAGCAGCCUGAAUCUAUUCCAGCAGCUGCUGUUCCGAUUAAAAUAACGAUACCAAAAGGAAAGAUACAGAGUAGUUCAUUGGAACCAGCUUCUACCAGUUCCGGAUCUGGAUCAGAACUGAAACUGAAGUUAGGGCAAAAACUGAAAAUUGCCAGAGACCAGUUAAAAAAGCUAGAUGUACCUAGUGAUCCUCCACAAACUCUGCCAAAUACCCCGUUAAAAGUGAAGAUUCCUCAAGCUGCUCCUAGUGGUCCUCUGAAGAUUAAAAUCAGUUGUAACAGUGAUAGUGGCAGUGCGACGAGUUCUUCGACUCCUGUAAAAGACAAUCGAAAACGUGAGUGGACCGCUUCAAAGUCAGAGAUGAUAAAUCAGCCGCCUCACAAAACUGCACGUGUGACGACACCAGAGUCGUCAAAAAAAUCUACGGGUAGCAAGCACAAUGGGGCCGAAUUGCGAUCCAGCAGAGGGCCUCAUAGUACUAAGGUAUGUGAUAGGGGUCAAGUUAAUCUGUCCAAUUUUGGAGACAGCGUUUCAUAUCUGUACCAUCCUUACUAUGACCAACCAUAUCAUCAUCCCCAGGGGAUUAUUCCUCAGCCUGACUACAUGUAUGGGUACUAUAGCAUGCCAUAUGACAUGCAGCAGUCCAUGCACAUGCCAAUGCUAUCAGUUCCGCCACCACCAUUGCCACCUCACCUACACUCCAUACCACCACCGCCAUUACCUCCAUUACAACUUCGUCCACCCUCACAGCCACCAUUGCCCAAAGAUCCCCCUCCACCUGUUCCUCCACCCCCUCCUCUUCCAUCUUCACCACCUUCAUCAUAAUGGGCUAUAAAUAUUGUAUGAUACUAAUGUAAAGAGGCAUGCUUGUGUUAAAAAGUUCCUAAUCUCUUUAUGUGAAGUAAGAGUGUGAUAGUAGAUGCAUUACUAUUUGCAUGAAAUUUCUUAUUGAAAAUUCUGAAGUACAAGAAUUAAAUUACUUUCGUCCAUGUGAAAAACUGUGUGCAGUUGGAUGAAGACUGCAUGUAUCGUUUUUUAGUGAAAGGAGUGGUAUCAUUAGGAGUUGAAUAUAUUUUUAUAGCAUUGACCGUAUUGUUUUAUUUAAAGUCUAGAAAUCUGUUACAUUUGUGGAGGUGUCACCUUAGUCCUUCAGAUGUUAUCCUCAGGUUAUAAAUCAGUUUUGAUGGCAGAUAUUCUUGCAUUCUUUUUUUCCCAUGUGUCAAAUGGUAAACUUCUUUCCAUCCCUCAGCAUUCUCUAUCUCAUACACACAGAGAUAAAUAUAUACUUAUGUUCUUAGUCUUCUUUUGAUUUGUGCAAUAUUAUUAUUCUAUGAAGUUAUCAGAUACUCAAGAGUCUUUAUUUCCAGUGAA